AUGGAGUCUCACUCUGUUGCCCAGGCUGAAGGGCAGUGGUGCGAUCUCAGCUCACUGAAACCUCCGCCUUCCGGGCUCAAGCAAUUCUCCUGCCUCAGCCUCCCAAGUAGCUGGGAUUAUAGGCAUGCACCACCAUGCCCAGACUGCGCCAUAACACACAUUUGAUGCUGAAAUCCGGGAUAGGGGAACUCCUUUGGGAGUCGUGUCCCCUAGCCCCUUCCCCCGACUUCUUGAAGAGACCCACCCGUGACCUCGGUACCUCGGACCAGCUCUGUAAAAGCCCCGCCUCUGCCUUCGGAUAGGUCUGGCCCCACCCUGGAGUCUUGCCUCACAGAACUGAUUAGAAGAGAUCAGAGUUUUGGCUGGUGCCUUUCUGGAGUGGUUGCUAACAAUUCCCGAAUUCCACAAGGAGAUAAAUGGGAAAAAAAGGAACCACUGACAUUUAAAGAUGUCGCCAUAGAAUUCUCUCUGGAGGAGUGGCAAUGCCUGGAUACUGCACAGCGGGAUUUAUAUAGGAAUGUGUUGUUAGAGAACUACAGAAACCUGGUCUUUUUGGGUAUUGCUGUCUCUAAGCCAUAUCUGAUCACCUGUCUGGAGCAAAAAAAAGAGCCCUGGAAUAUAAAAAGACAUGAGAUGGUAGCCAAACCCCCAGUAAUGUCUUUUCAUUUUGCCCAAGACCUUUGGCCAGAGCAGAACAUAAAAGAUUCUUUCCAGAAAGUGACACUGAGAAGAUACGGAAAAUGUGAAUAUGAGAAUUUACAGUUAAGAAAAGGCUGUAAACAUGUGGAUGAGUGUACGGGGCACAAAGGAGGUCAUAAUACAGUUAACCAAUGUUUGACAGCUACCCCAAGCAAAAUAUUCCAGUGUAAUAAAUAUGUGAAAGUCUUUGAUAAAUUUUCAAAUUCAAAUAGAUAUAAGAGAAGACAUACAGGAAACAAACACUUCAAAUGUAAAGAAUGUAGCAAAUCAUUUUGCGUGCUUUCGCAACUAACUCAGCAUAGAAGAAUUCAUACUAGAGUGAAUUCCUACAAAUGUGAAGAAUGUGGAAAAGCCUUUAACUGGUUCUCAACUCUUACUAAACAUAAGAGAAUUCAUACUGGAGAAAAGCCCUACAAAUGUGAAGAAUGUGGCAAAGCCUUUAACCAGACCUCACAACUUACUAGGCAUAAGAUAAUUCAUACUGAAGAGAAACCCAACAAAUGUGAAGAAUGUGGCAAGGCCUUUAAACAGGCCUCACACCUUACUAUACAUAAAAUAAUUCAUACUGGAGAAAAACCUUACAAAUAUGAAGAAUGUGGCAAAGUCUUUAGCCAGUCCUCACACCUUACUACACAAAAGAUACUUCACACUGGAGAGAACCUCUACAAAUGUAAAGAAUGUGGAAAAGCUUUUAACCUAUUCUCAAAUCUUACUAACCAUAAGAGAAUUCAUGCUGGGGAGAAACCCUACAAAUGUAAAGAAUGUGGCAGAGCUUUUAACGUAUCCUCAAACCUUAAUAAACAGGGGAAAAUUCAUACUGGAGAGAAACUCGACAAAUGUGAAGAAUGUGACAAAGCUUUUAACCGAUCCUUAAAACUUACUGCACAUAAGAAAAUUCUAAUGGAAGAGAAACCCUACAAAUGUGAAGAAUGUGGCAAAGUCUUUAACCAGUUCUCAACUCUUACUAGACAUAAGAUAAUUCAUACUGGAGAGAAACCCUACAAAUGUAAAGAAUGUGGCAAAGCUUUUAACCAAUCUUCAAACCUUACUGAACAUAAGAAAAUUCAUACUGCAGAGAAAUCCUAUAAAUGUGAAGAAUGUGGCAAAGCUUUUAACCAACACUCAAACCUAAUUAACCAUAGGAAAAUUUAUUCUGGAGAGAAGCCAUACAAAUGUGAAGAAUGUGGAAAAGCUUUUACUCGAUCCUCAACCCUUACUAGACAUAAGAAAAUUCAUACUGGAGAGAAACCCUACAAAUGUGAAGAAUGUGGCAGAGCUUUUAGCCAGUCUUCAAACCUUACUGAACAUAAGAAAAUUCAUACUGGAGAGAAACCCUAUAAAUGUGAGGAAUGUGGCAAAGCUUUUAACCGAUUCUCAACCCUUACUAAACAUAAGAGAAUUCAUACUGGAGAAAAACCCUAUAAAUGUGAAGAAUGUGGAAAAGCCUUUAAUCAAUCCUAUCAACUUACUAGACAUAAGAUAGUUCAUACUAAAGAGAAACUCAACAAAUGUGAAGAAUUUGGCAAGGCCUUUAAACAGUCCUCACACCGUACUAUACAUAAAAUUAUUCAUACUGGAGAGAAACCCUACAAAUGUGAAGAACAUGGCAAAGUUUUUAACCAGUCCUCAAACCUUACUACACAAAAGAUAAUUCAUACUGGAGAGAACCUCUACAAAUUUGAAGAACACGGAAAAGCUUUUAACCUAUUCUCAAACAUUACUAACCAUAAGAUAAUUUAUACUGGAGAGAAACCCCACAAAUGUGAAGAAUGUGGAAAAGCUUAUAACCGAUUCUCAAACCUAACUAUACAUAAGAGAAUUCAUACGGGAGAGAAACCUUACCAAUGUGCAGAAUGUGGCAAAGCCUUUAACUGCUCCUCAACCCUUAAUAGACAUAAGAUAAUUCAUACUGGAGAGAAACCUUACAAAUGUAAAGAAUGUGGCAAAGCUUUUAACCUAUCCUCAACCCUUACUGCACAUAAGAAAAUUCAUACUGGAGAGAAACCCUAUAAAUGUGAAGAAUGUGGCAAAGCUUUUAACCAAUCCUCAAACCUUGCUACACAUAAGAAAAUUCAUACUUCAGAGAAACCCUACAAAUGUGAAGAAUGUGGCAAAUCCUUUAACCAGUUCUCAUCUCUUAAUAUACAUAAGAUAAUUCAUACUGGAGAGAAACCCUACAAAUGUGGAGAUUAUGGCAGAGCUUUCAACCUAUCCUCAAAUCUUACUACACAUAAGAAAAUUCAUACUGGAGAGAAACCCUACAAAUGUGAAGAAUAUGGCAAAACUUAAUUGAUCCUGCAAGCUUACUACACAUAAGAAAAUUCAUACUGGAGAGAAACUCUACAAAUGUGAAGAAUGUGUUAAAGCCUUUAACAAGUCUUCAACUUUUUCUACACACACAAGGUAUUUUAUACUGGUGAGAAACCUUACAAUGUAAAGAAUGUGGCAAAGCUUUUAACUAAUCUUCAAACCUUACUGAACGUUGAGAAAAUUCGUACUGGAGGGAAUCCUACAAAUGUGAAAAAUGUGGCAAAGCCUUUAACUGGUCCUCAACUUUUACUAAACAUAAGGUAAUUCAUACUGGAGAAAAGCCAUACAAAUGAGAAGAAUGUGGCAAUGACUUUAAUCAGUCCUCACACCUUUCUACACAUAAGAUAAUUUAUACUGGAGAGGAACUCUAUAUUGUGAAGAAUGUGGCAAAGCUUUUAACCAAUCCUCAUACCUUACUAUACAGAAAUUCAUACUGGAGAGAAAGCCUACAAUUGUGAAGAAUGUGGCAAAGCUUUUAACCUUCCUUAACCCUUAACUGUAGAUAAGAAAAUUCAUACUGGAAAGAAACCCUACAAAUGUGAAGUCUGUGGCAAAGCUUUUAACUGAUUCUCAACUUUUACUACAUGUAAGAGUAUUUAUACUGGAAAGAAACCCUACAAAUGUAAAAAACGUGGCAAUGCCUUUAACUGGUCCUCACACCUUGCUACACAUAAGACAGUUUAUACUUUGAGAGAAACCCUGCAAAUGUGAAUAAUGUGGCAAUACUUUAAACCAAUCCUCAAACCUCACUAAACGUAAGAUAAUACUGAAAACUUUACAAACCUGAAUGAUGUGACAAUAAUUUUGACAACACCUCGAACUUUCUAACAUAAAUCAUACUGGUGAAAAAUCCUAGAAAUGUGAAAAAUAUCACAAAGCCUUUAAAUGGUUGUCACGCUUGAUUGUAGGUAAGAUAAUCCAUACUGAAGAAAACUCCUGGAAGUGUAAAAAAUGUGGCAACACUUUUAAUAAAUGCUCACCCCUUAUUGCACAGGAAAGCAUUUAUACUUCAGAAAGAUUGUACAAAUACAAGGAAUGUGGAAAAGCCAUUAUUAUCUGCUCAGAUUUUACUCAACAUUAGAGAGUUAGUACGUAAUAAAAGCAUUAUAAAUGCAAUUUUUGUCAAGAGAUCUUUCAGAAAAUAUAAGCCUUUAAAGUGAAGAAGAGGAGCCAGGUGUGCUGGCUCACAUCUGUAAUGCCAGCACUUUGGGAGGCCAAGGUGGGUGGAUCACCUGAGGGCAGGAGUCUGAGACCAGCCUGGCCAACAUAGCAAAACCCCAUCUCUAUUAAAAAUUUUACAAAAAUUAGCUGCGUGUGGUGGCAGGCCCCUGUAAUCCCAGCUACUUGGGAGGCUGAAGCAGGAGAAUUGCUCAAACCUGGGAGGCGAAGAUUGCAGUGAGCUGAAAUCACACCACUACACUCCAGCCAAGGCAACAAGAGCAAAAACUUCGUCUCAAAAACAAAACAAAAAAAGAGUAUUCAUUUUGAGAACAAACAAUACAAAUACAAAGAGGGUUGUAGUACCUUUACUUGUAUCACAGAUACUUUUGUACCCAUUUUGCACUAGAGGAAAACCAUGAAGCAGUUGCUCAAAUGUUGUUCAACACCAGAAAAUUUAUAUUGGAGAAAAACACUGUAAAUGUAAUGCAUUUGUGAAAACAUUUUUAAAAAAACUACAGCUUAGAAAAUACCAGAGGCCUCAUACUAAAAUAUAUUUUUGCAAGUGCAGUAAAUAUAAAAAUAAUUUAAUCCAAAAUUAAGUCUAUAUAAAUAUCAGAGAAUUCACAGUAGAAAUAUCUAAGGUACUGACACUUCAGACAUUGCACUAAAUCAGAAUGCUGAGUAUAGAAAAUAAUUUAAAACUAAAGUUGGUAGGUAAAUAAUGUGUCUAUAACUUUAAAAGAAGUAGAAUUUUUUUGUAGAUGUAUAAUUACAUUCAAAUUAUAUUUUUUCUUAAAAAAUUAGUUUUUUGAAAAGCAAAUGAUGUAAUUCAACUCUCAAAUUACUUCAUGCUCUUCAUUCCUAUUGUAUUCACAUGUGAAAGCAUGUGAUUAAUUUUUCAUGCAUCAAAGAUAUGAGAAAUCAUUUCUGUUAGGUCGGUAUUUAUGACACUUUCUAUGAAAGAAUAAGGACAUUAAAGUGUAAGAUGCAUGAUGAAAACCUGAGUGAAGAGGCUGUUUGUGUUUAACUUAUAAUAUUGAGUGAUCCAUGAAGUAGGUUUUCAGAGCGAUAUUCUGCAUUAUAGUAAGAGAAAACCAUUUUUAAUCUUAGUUAAAAUUAAAGUGAAUUAGUAGUAUAUCAUUUUACUAUUUGUACUUUUAUGUAAUAAAAUGCAAUGUGUUUAAAAAUUUUUGGAUUAUGUGUGAACUUAGUUUUUUAAUUAAACUUUUUUUAACAUGUUAAAACUAUUGUGCAUUCAAUGAAGUGUUUUCAUGCCGCUGACUUUACCUAUCCCACAUUACUCAAGGGUUUAGGUAAAAGAGGGUAACAGUAUACUACUUGAUACCAUAAUGGGCUAACAUCUCUAAUAAUUAUUUUUGCUAGUGGCUUUAAACUGCUAAUAAAGAAUAUUGUUCCCAUAGGUUAGAUUUUUAUUCUUUUUAAAAUUUAAACAUUUCUCUUAAUUUUUGUGGAUACAUAGUAUGUGUAUAUCUUCAUGCCAUGUAUGGCAUAUUUUGAUACAGGCAUAUAAUUUUAUGUAUUAAUCACAUCAGGGCAAAAGAUGUAUCCAUCAACUCCAGCAUUUCUCCUUUGUAUUACAAACCAAUUCUGCACUUUUAGAUACUUUAGAAUGUACAGUCGUUACUACAGGGUCAUUUUAUGGUUAUAAUAAAAAUUAUAUACAAGUAUAAAUAAAUCAUGAGAAAAUUCUGAGUUCUGAAUAAACAUUUAAAAAAUGUUA
Molecule: messenger RNA, 5911 nt
Organism: Gorilla gorilla gorilla (western lowland gorilla)
Lineage: Eukaryota; Metazoa; Chordata; Mammalia; Primates; Hominidae
Product: zinc finger protein 107
Exons: 6
Coding region: 634-2988 (784 amino acids)
Biological process (GO): regulation of DNA-templated transcription
Cellular component (GO): nucleus
Source: RefSeq, a predicted model, not a curated record